AUGGUGGUAGGCCAAUUAGGCAAAAAACAAAAACAUGCUGAAAUUGUCAAAUGCUGCAAGGAUGAUAUAAUCCCAGUGCAGUGGUCCCAGGUCCUCACUCAGUGCAGUGGUCCCAGGUCCACACUCAGUGCAGUGGUCCCAGGUCCACACUCAGUGCAGUGGUCCCAGGUCCACACUCAGUGCAGUGGUCCCAGGUCCACACUGCAGUGGUCCCAGGUCCACACUCAGUGCAGUGGUCCCAGGUCCACACUGCAGUGGUCCCAGGUCCACACUCAGUGCAGUGGUCCCAGGUCCACACUGCAGUGGUCCCAGGUCCACACUCAGUGCAGUGGUCCCAGGUCCACACUCAGUGCAGUGGUCCCAGGUCCACACUCAAUGCAGUGGUCCCAGGUCCACACUCAGUGCAGUGGUCCCAGGUCCACACUCAGUGCAGUGGUCCCAGGUCCACACUCAGUGCAGUGGUCCCAGGUCCACACUCAGUGCAGUGGUCCCAGGUCCACACUCAGUGCAGUGGUCCCAGGUCCUCAGUGCAGUGGUCCAAGGUCCACACUGCAGUGGUCCCAGGUCCACACUCAGUGCAGUGGUCCCAGGUCCUCAGUGCAGUGGUCCCAGGUCCUCAGUGCAGUGGUCCCAGGUCCACACUCAGUGCAGUGGUCCCAGGUCCACACUCAGUGCAGUGGUCCCAGGUCCUCAGUGCAGUGGUCCCAGGUCCACACUCAGUGCAGUGGUCCCAGGUCCUCAGUGCAGUGGUCCCAGGUCCUCAGUGCAGUGGUCCAAGGUCCUCAGUGCAGUGGUCCCAGGUCCUCAGUGCAGUGGUCCAAGGUCCACACUCAGUGCAGUGGUCCCAGGUCCACACUCAGUGCAGUGGUCCCAGGUCCUCAGUGCAGUGGUCCCAGGUCCUCAGUGCAGUGGUCCCAGGUCCUCAGUGCAGUGGUCCCAGGUCCACACUGCAGUGGUCCCAGGUCCACACUCAGUGCAGUGGUCCCAGGUCCACACUCAGUGCAGUGGUCCCAGGUCCUCAGUGCAGUGGUCCCAGGUCCUCAGUGCAGUGGUCCCAGGUCCUCAGUGCAGUGGUCCAAGGUCCACACUGCAGUGGUCCCAGGUCCACACUCAGUGCAGUGGUCCCAGGUCCUCAGUGCAGUGGUCCCAGGUCCUCAGUGCAGUGGUCCCAGGUCCACACUCAGUGCAGUGGUCCCAGGUCCUCAGUGCAGUGGUCCCAGGUCCUCAGUGCAGUGGUCCCAGGUCCUCAGUGCAGUGGUCCCAGGUCCUCAGUGCAGUGGUCCAAGGUCCACACUGCAGUGGUCCCAGGUCCACACUCAGUGCAGUGGUCCCAGGUCCUCAGUGCAGUGGUCCCAGGUCCUCAGUGCAGUGGUCCCAGGUCCACACUCAGUGCAGUGGUCCCAGGUCCUCAGUGCAGUGGUCCCAGGUCCUCAGUGCAGUGGUCCCAGGUCCACACUCAGUGCAGUGGUCCCAGGUCCACACUCAGUGCAGUGGUCCCAGGUCCACACUCAGUGCAGUGGUCCCAGGUCCACACUCAGUGCAGUGGUCCCAGGUCCUCAGUGCAGUGGUCCAAGGUCCACACUGCAGUGGUCCCAGGUCCACACUCAGUGCAGUGGUCCCAGGUCCUCAGUGCAGUGGUCCCAGAUCCUCACUCAGUGCAGUGGUCCCAGGUCCACACUCAGUGCAGUGGUCCCAGGUCCACACUCAGUGCAGUGGUCCCAGGUCCUCAGUGCAGUGGUCCCAGAUCCUCACUCAGUGCAGUGGUCCCAGGUCCACACUCAGUGCAGUGGUCCCAGGUCCACACUCAAUGUAGUGGUCCCAGGUCCACACUCAGUGCAGUGGUCCCAGGUCCACACUCAGUGCAGUGGUCCCAGGUCCACACUCAGUGCAGUGGUCCCAGGUCCUCAGUGCAGUGGUCCAAGGUCCACACUGCAGUGGUCCCAGGUCCACACUCAGUGCAGUGGUCCCAGGUCCUCAGUGCAGUGGUCCCAGGUCCUCAGUGCAGUGGUCCCAGGUCCUCAGUGCAGUGGUCCCAGGUCCACACUCAGUGCAGUGGUCCCAGGUCCACACUCAGUGCAGUGGUCCCAGGUCCUCACUCAGUGCAGUGGUCCCAGGUCCUCAGUGCAGUGGUCCCAGGUCCACACUCAGUGCAGUGGUCCCAGGUCCACACUCAGUGCAGUGGUCCCAGUGGUCCCAGGUCCACACUCAGUGCAGUGGUCCCAGGUCCACACUCAGUGCAGUGGUCCCAGGUCCACACUCAGUGCAGUGGUCCCAGGUCCACACUCAGUGCAGUGGUCCCAGGUCCUCAGUGCAGUGGUCCCAGGUCCACACUCAAUGCAGUGGUCCCAGGUCCACACUCAGUGCAGUGGUCCCAGGUCCACACUCAGUGCAGUGGUCCCAGGUCCACACUCAGUGCAGUGGUCCCAGGUCCUCACUCAGUGCAGUGGUCCCAGGUCCUCACUCAGUGCAGUGGUCCCAGGUCCACACUCAGUGCAGUGGUCCCAGGUCCACACUCAGUGCAGUGGUCCCAGGUCCACACUCAGUGCAGUGGUCCCAGGUCCACACUCAGUGCAGUGGUCCCAGGUCCACACUCAAUGUAGUGGUCCCAUCCCAAUUCUACAGUGUGAUUUUGUGUAUCCUGUAAAUGGCUAUAGGCCCAAGAAAGGAGAUUGAUUGUCAUAUUAGAAUGUACACAUUCAUUAAUGAUGGUUGGCAUGUAAGUGCUUGAUAUACAAUAUUUAGAUUUUCGGCUAGUUAUGUUUACAUUAUAUUAGAAUAUAUGUUUAUCUAUAUAAGAUAGUUGGUUUGAUAAAAACAGUAGUCGAUGGAAUUUUAUUAAUAUCUAACAUAGUUUGAAGAGUGGACUUAGGCAAAAAUUUUAAAAUUUCACCAAGAAGGUAUUAAAAAGAUAUUAAAAAAUAGUAGCUUGGUAACUUUUCUUAAUGUAUUUCCAUUUAUUUAUUAAAAGUUACAAGUUCUUGCUUUUUAUUGCAAUCCCCCACCCCCUCCUCCUCACAAACAGCUAAAAACAAAUGUAUAUCACCAAUCAGGUCACUGUUACUCUCAUUGAAUUAAAGAAGAUAAUUUAAUGGCAAAAAAAUGUAUAAGUUAUAAUUAUGAUAUAAAAGAAUUACAAUUAAAAAAUUAACUCAAAAAGCUAAAAGCAAUUUAAGAAUAUUAUUACUUAUAGCUCAACAUUUUACUUAAGACAUCAAUUGUAGAAU
Molecule: messenger RNA, 3224 nt
Organism: Physella acuta
Lineage: Eukaryota; Metazoa; Mollusca; Gastropoda; Physidae
Product: mucin-5AC-like
Source: RefSeq, a predicted model, not a curated record